GGGACUGCUGGCACGCCGUCCCGUCCUGUCGGCCCACCUUCCAGAGGCUGGUGGAAGAUUUGGACAGAAUGCUAACCCUGGUUGCCAACCAGGUAACCACCAGGAGGCACCAUCACACUCAUUCCACUGGAACGCCAACUAACAUCGGACUACCUGGACUUCUCCGCCCCUCUCAAGCACAGUCCCCUGCUUGGCUCCUCCCCCAGGAUCCGCUCCAUGUAGACGCCCUCUUCAUCCUUAUUUGUUGUUUGUACCGUGCGUGAAUAUUGUAAAUAAGUGUGAAUAUGAUGAUUGGUAGGUGAUAAUCAGUGUGAGGAAGGUGUUUAGGUGUGAUUGGUGGAUGCGGAAGAUUGACAGGAAGACAUUUGAUGCUUGAAACUUCUCAUUUAUGGACAAGAAGACACUGAAAGGGACAUGAGACGUUUAGUGUCCAGCACAAAGACGUCGUCAGGUCAAGAAAUGAAAGACACGAUUGCUUCAUCUACUGGCGGCUGCUUGGCUCCGCCUCCUGGUCGUCCAGCGAGCGCCGCUUCCUGGCGAAGAGGUGGGUGGGGUCGCGACCCUGGAAGCCGGGCUGGAUGUUGAAGACGGGGACGUUCCUCCAGCUGGCCGGGUCGCUGAAGGGGGCGGCGGCGGCCUGGCCGGCGCCACACUCUUUGUUCUGGACCAUCUGGAGGAAGGUCUCCAUGUCGGGUCCCAAACGGGCCACCAGGCCGGCCCUCACCGCCGCCACCGUCUGCUGGUCGCACGCCUGCAGCGUCUGCAGCAGCGUGCUGUAGUACCUGCGCAUGCGGGUAUCAAUCGGGGGUCAUUGAGAGCAGCCUGUGUUGUCACGUGACCGGUGGUGGGCGUGUCCUGACCUGUUGGGGAAGUGGGCGGGCACCUGCACCACCUCUCCGAUGGCAUCCGGGUUGGUGCGAGCGACCGUGCAGAUGUCGAGGCUGCUGAAGCACUCCUCCUCCACCUGCAACGUAAAGGACACGUGAGGGGUGGAGCCUGAGGGCGGGGCCUGAGCGCGUCCCUGCCACCCACCUCAGCGAUCAUCCUCUGGAAGAUGUUGCAGCGGCGGAUGGUCUGGAAAACCUUGGCGCUGAUUCCCUGAGCGAUGCACUGGAGACUCUUCUUGACGAACGUUUUACCCUGCAAACAAGCAGCAGCCCCGUUAGCUAGCUAGCAAGUGUGCACGCGUGCCGUCUUGCCACGCCCACCUCCGUGUUGAACGUCGCCGCCGAGUGGAGGAAAAGCUCGCAGAUCUCGUGCAUCCCGUCCGUGUCGCACGUGGAGUUUUCCAGGCAGGAGAAGAAGCCGCAGCCCACCGCCACCGCGCCGUUCAGGCAUCGCGCCACGUCGGCUACGUUAGCAACAAAAAGGUACAAAUACUGUAGUACUCCCCUCCGAGUGACCUUGACAUGAACAAAAUAAAGAGUGACAUGUGAGUGAAGGUGCAACCUGGGCUGUUGGACGAGAAGCGGGCCCGGCGGGGGGCGGCCUCCUCGGGCACGAGGUCGAAGCAGGAGGCCGAAGCCAGCACGAGGACGAGCAGCGGCGCGGCGAAGGAGGUGGACGUCAUCGUGAGGAUGAGGCGGUGAGGUUCCGCCGGGUCCGCGGGGCAGUCUUUUUAUAGGAGCCCGGCCGGCCUUCCACCAAUCGCAGUGCGGCGCCGGCGGCCGACCGGUGACGUCACGCGCCGCUGGAUGGAGGAAUGUUCCGUCAGGGGAAGCUUGCUAACAUCCGCGUCGUUGGGAUUCUGCUCACGUUCUUCCUCGGCUCUGCUCCGCCAGAGCGGAACCACAUCGUCACACUCGGCACCGGCAGCCGAUAACGACAACGCCUCAACAUCAAUGACGUGGAAACUAUACAGCCACUACUUAUAGUACUACUUAUAGUACUUAAUACAGCAACUACCACCUUUAUUAUACUUAAUACAUCAACUAUGUAGAAACUAUACAGCAAUUACUUAUAGUACUUAAUACAGCAACUAUGUAGAAACUACAGUUUAUAUACUGUACUUGUACUACAUAAUACAUCAACUAUGCAGCAACUAUAAACUACAUAUAAGCGACAGUACAUAUAAGUGCAGCGCGGGGGACAUUUGCAGCCCAUGGCUGAUUUUAUUGGUCCACAGCACAGUCUAAGCACGUAUAUUACACCUAUAUUACACCUAUAUUACACCUAUCUUACACCUAUAUUUCACCUAUAUUACACCUAUCUUACACCUAUAUUUGACCUAUAUUUCACCUAUAUUACACCUAUAUUACACCUAUAUUACACCUAUAUUUCACCUAUAUUACACCUAUAUUACACCUAUAUUACACCUAUAUUACACCUAUCUUACACCUAUAUUACACCUAUAUUACACCUAUAUUACACCUAUCUUACACCUAUCUUACACCUAUAUUACACCUAUCUUACACCUAUAUUACACCUAUCUUACACCUAUCUUACACCUAUAUUUCACCUAUAUUACACCUAUAUUACACCUAUCUUACACCUAUAUUUCACCUAUCUUACACCUAUCUUACACCUAUAUUACACCUAUAUUACACCUAUAUUUCACCUAUCUUACACCUAUAUUACACCUAUCUUACACCUAUAUUUCACCUAUAUUACACCUAUCUUACACCUAUAUUACACCUAUAUUUCACCUAUAUUUCACCUAUAUUACACCUAUAUUACACCUAUAUUACACCUAUAUUUCACCUACAGUAUAUUUCACCUAUAUUUCACCUAUAUUACACCUAUAUUUCACCUAUCUUACACCUAUAAUUCACACCGAUAUUUCACCUAUAUUACACCUAUAAUUCACACCUAUAAUUCACACCUAUAUUUUACCUAUAAUUCACACCUAUAUUUCACCUAUAUUACACCUAUAUUACACCUAUAAUUCACACCGAUAUUUCACCUAUAUUACACCUAUAUUACACCUAUAUUACACCUAUAUUUCACCUAUACUCCACCUAUAUUUCACCUAUAUUAUACUUAUAUUUCACCUAUAUUACACCUAUAUUUCACCUAUACUACACCUAUAUUUCACCUAUACUACACCUAUAUUACACUUAUAUUACACCUAUAUUUCACCUAUAUUACACUUAUAUUUCACCUAUAUUUCACCUACAUUACACCUAUAUUACACCUAUAUUACACCUAUAAUACACCUAUAUUUCAUCUAUACUACACCUAUAUUACACCUAUAUUACACCUAUACUACACCUAUAUUACACCUAUAUUUCACCUAUAUUUCACCUGUAUUUGAUCUAUAUUUUACCUAUAUCACACCUAUAAUUCACACCUAUAUUUUACCUAUAAUUCACACCUAUAUUUCACCUAUAUUACACCUAUAAUAUAUUUCACCUAUAUUACACGUACAUUACACCUAUAUUUCACCUAUAUUACACCUAUAUUACACCUAUAUUUCACCUAUAUUUCACCUAUGUUAGACCUAUAUUACACCUAUAUUACACCUAUAUUACACCUACAGUAUAUUUCACCUAUAUUUCACCUAUAUUACACCUAUAUUUCACCUAUCUUACACCUAUAAUUCACACCGAUAUUUCACCUAUAUUACACCUAUAAUUCACACCUAUAAUUCACACCUAUAUUACACCUAUAUUUUACCUAUAAUUCACACCUAUAUUUCACCUAUAUUACACCUAUAUUACACCUAUAAUUCACACCGAUAUUUCACCUAUAUUACACCUAUAUUACACCUAUAUUUCACCUAUACUCCACCUAUAUUUCACCUAUAUUACACUUAUAUUUCACCUAUAUUACACCUAUAUUUCACCUAUACUACACCUAUAUUUCACCUAUACUACACCUAUAUUACACUUAUAUUACACCUAUAUUUCACCUAUAUUACACUUAUAUUUCACCUAUAUUUCACCUACAUUACACCUAUAUUACACCUAUAAUACACCUAUAUUUCAUCUAUACUACACCUAUAUUACACCUAUAUUACACCUAUACUACACCUAUAUUACACCUAUAUUUCACCUAUAUUUCACCUGUAUUUGAUCUAUAUUUUACCUAUAUCACACCUAUAAUUCACACCUAUAUUUUACCUAUAAUUCACACCUAUAUUUCACCUAUAUUACACCUAUAAUAUAUUUCACCUAUAUUACACGUACAUUACACCUAUAUUUCACCUAUAUUACACCUAUAUUACACCUAUAUUUCACCUAUAUUUCACCUAUGUUAGACCUAUAUUACACCUAUAUUACACCUAUAAUUCAUACCGAUAUUUCACCUAUAUUACACCAAUAAUUCACACCUAUAUUACACCUAUAUUUCACUUAUAUUACACCUAUAUUUCACCUAUAUUUGAUCUAUAUUUCACCUAUAUUACACCAAUAUUUCACCUAUAAUACACACUUAUAUUUCACCUAUAUUACACCUAUAAUAUAUUUCACCUAUAUUACACGUACAUUACACCUAUAUUUCACCUACAUUACACCUAUAUUUCACCUAUAUUACACUUAUAUUUCACCUAUAUUACACCUAUAUUUCACCUAUACUACACCUAUAUUACACUUAUAUUACACCUAUAUUUUACCUAUAUUACACUUAUAUUUCACCUAUAUUUCACCUACAUUACACCUAUAUUACACCUAUAUUACACUUAUAAUACACCUAUAUUUCAUCUAUACUACACCUAUAUUACACCUAUAUUUCACCUAUAUUACACCUAUACUACACCUAUAUUACACCUAUAUUUCACCUGUAUUUGAUCUAUAUUUUACCUAUAUUACACCUAUAAUUCACACCGAUGUUUCACCUAUAUUACACCUAUAAUUCACACCUAUAUUACACCUAUAUUUUACCUAUAAUUCACACCUAUAUUUCACCUAUAUUACACCUAUAAUAUAUUUCACCUAUAUUACACGUACAUUACACCUAUAUUUCACCUAUAUUACACCUAUAUUUCACCUAUAUUUCACCUAUGUUAGACCUAUAUUACACCUAUAUUACACCUAUAAUUCAUACCGAUAUUUCACCUAUAUUACACCUAUAAUUCACACCUAUAUUACACCUAUAUUUCACUUAUAUUACACCUAUAUUUCACCUAUAUUUGAUCUAUAUUUCACCUAUAUUACACCAAUAUUUCACCUAUAAUACACACUUAUAUUUCACCUAUAUUACACCUAUAUUUCACCUAUAUUACACGUACAUUACACCUAUAUUUCACCUACAUUACACGUAUAUUUCACCUAUAUUACACCUAUAUUACACCUAUAUGUCACCUAUAUUACACCUAUAUUUGAACUAUAUUACACCUAUAAUUCACACCGAUAUUUCACCUAUAUUUCACCUAUAAUUCACACCUAUAUUUCACCUAUAUUACACCUAUAUUUCACCUAUAAUACACACUUAUAUUUCACCUAUAUUACACCUAUAUUUCACCUAUAUUACACCUAUAAUUCACACCUAUAUUGCACCUAUAUUUCACUUAUAUUACACCUAUAUUUCACCUAUAUUACACCUAUAUUUGAUCUAUAUUUCACCUAUAUUACACCUAUAUUUGAACUAUAUUUCACCUAUAAUUCACACCUAUAUUUCACCUAUAUUACACCUAUAUUUCACCUAUAAUACACACUUAUAUUUCACCUAUAUUACACCUAUAUUUCACCUAUAUUACACCUAUAAUUCACACCUAUGUUGCACCUAUAUUUCACUUAUAUUGCACCUAUAUUUCACCUAUAUUACACCUAUAUUUCACCUAUAUUACACCAAUAUUACACCUAUAUUUCGCCUAUAUUUGAACUAUAUUUCACCUAUAUUACACCUAUAAUUCACACCUAUAUUACACCUAUAUUACACCUAUAUUUCACCUAUAAUACGCACUUAUAAUUCACCUAUAUUUCACCUAUAUUACACCUAUAAUUCACACCUAUAUUUUACCUAUAUUUCACUUAUAUUACACCUAUAUUUCACCUAUAAUUCACACCUAUAUUACACCUAUAAUUCACACCUAUAUUUGACCCAUAAUUCACACCUAUAUUUCACCUAUAUUACACUUAUAUUUCACCUACAUUUCACCUAUAAAUCACACCGAUAUUACACCUAUAUUUCACCUACAUUUCACCUGUAAUUCACACCUAUAUUUCACCUAUAUUACACCUAUAAGUCACACCUAUAUUUUACCUAUAUUUCACCUAUAUUACACCUAUAUUUCACCUAUAUUACACCUAUAAUUCACACCUAUGUUGCACCUAUAUUUCACUUAUAUUGCACCUAUAUUUCACCUAUAUUACACCUAUAUUUCACCUAUAUUACACCAAUAUUACACCUAUAUUUCACCUAUAUUUGAACUAUAUUUCACCUAUAUUACACCUAUAAUUCACACCUAUAUUACACCUAUAUUACACCUAUAUUUCACCUAUAAUACGCACUUAUAAUUCACCUAUAUUUCACCUAUAUUACACCUAUAAUUCACACCUAUAUUUUACCUAUAUUUCACUUAUAUUACACCUAUAUUUCACCUAUAAUUCACACCUAUAUUACACCUAUAAUUCACACCUAUAUUUGACCCAUAAUUCACACCUAUAUUUCACCUAUAUUACACUUAUAUUUCACCUACAUUUCACCUAUAAAUCACACCGAUAUUACACCUAUAUUUCACCUACAUUUCACCUGUAAUUCACACCUAUAUUUCACCUAUAUUACACCUAUAAGUCACACCUAUAUUUUACCUAUAUUUCACCUAUAUUACACCUAUAUUUUACCUAUAAUUCACACCUAUAUUUCACCUAUAUUACACCUAUAGGUCACACCUAUAUUUUACCUAUAUUUCACCUAUUUUACACCUAUAUUUUUACCUAUAAUUCACACCUAUAUUUCACCUAUAAUUCACACCUAUAUUUCACCUAUAUUACACCUAUAUUAAAUUAUUAUAUUUCACCUAUAUUUCACACCUAUAUUACAUUAUUUUAUUACACCUAUAUUUCACCUAUGUUUCACACCUAUAUUACACCUAUAUUUCACCUACCCAUAUUUCACCUAUAUUACACCUGUAUUACAUUAUUAUAUUCCACCUAUAUUUCACCUCCGUGAAUCACCACCUUACCGUGGUAGAGGGGUUUGUGUGCCCAAGUGACCCUAGGAGCUUUGUUGUCUGGGGCUAUGUGCCCCUGGUCGGUUCUCCCAAGGCAAACAGGUCCUGGGUGACGGGCCAGACCAAGCGUGAUUCAGAAGACCUUCGUGAGCAAACACACGAGGAGAGACCACACCUCGCCCGGACGUGGGAUACCGGGGCCUCACCCUGGAGCCAGGCCAGGGGAGGGGCUCACAGGCAAGCGCCUGGUGGUCAGGCUCUCACCCGUGGGGCCCGGCCGGGCUCAGCCCGAACAAGCCACACGGGAUCUCCCCCCCUGUAGACCCACCACCUGCGGGGGCAAGCAUAAGGGUCCGGUGCAUUGUACUUUGCGUGGCGGUCGAGGGUGGGCGCCUAGGCGACCUGGUCUUCAGCGGCCAAAUCUGGUUCUUGGGACAUGGAAUGUCACUUCUCUGGCGGGGAAGGAGCCCGAACUUGUGAGAGAGGUUGAGAAAUUCUGACUAGCUAUAGUCAGACUCACCUCGACCCACAGUUUGGGUUCUGGAUCCAAACUCCUCGAGAGGGGCUGGAUCUUGUUCUACUCUGGAGUUGCUGCUGGGGAGAGGCGGCGAGCUGGUGUGGGCUUAUUAAUAGCCCCCCGGCUCGGUGCCUCUGUGUUGGAGUCAUCCCCGGUUAACUAGAGGGUCAUUUCCCUACGCCUUCGGGUUGGGGAAAGGGUCCUGACUGUCAUUUGUGCGUACGUGCCAAACGGCAGUUCAGAGUACCCAGCCUUCUUGGAGUCCAUUAGAGGGGUGCUGGAGAGCACCCCAACUGGCGACUCUGUCGUUUUGCUGGGAGACUUCAACGCCCAUGUGGGCAAUGACAGUGUGACCUGGAUGGGCGUGAUUGGGAGGAACGGCCUCCCCGAUCUGAACCCGUGCGGUGUGAUGUUGUUGGACUUCUGUGCGAACCACAGUUUGUCCAUCACAAACACCAUGAUCAAACAUAAGGAUGCCCAUAAGUGCACAUGGCACCAGGACACCCUCGGCCGCAGGUCUAUGAUCAACUUUGUAGUCGUAUUUUAGACCUGCAUCUGCAUAUUCUGGACACGCGGGUAAAGAGAGAGGCUGAGCUGUCAUCUGAUCACUACCUGGUGAUGAGUUGGAUUAGAUGGCGGGGGAGGAUGCCGGACAGACCCGGGAGACCCAGACGUGUAGUGAGGGUUUGCUGGGAACGUAUGGCAGAGUUUUUUGUUCAUUGAGUCUUCAGCUCUCACCUCCGGCAGAGCUUCGCCUGCAUCCCGGGGGAGGAUGAGGAUAUUGAGUCCGAAUGGGCUCUAUUCCGUGCCUCCAUUGCUAAGGCAGUCGAUCAGAGCUGCAGCCGCAAGGUGGUUGGUGUCGGUCGUGGCGGCAAGCCCCGAACCCGAUGGUGGACACCAGAGAUCAGGGCUGCCAUCAAGCUGAAGAAGGAGUCCUACUGAGCAUGGAUGGCUUGUGGGACUCCUGAAGCAGCCGAUAGGUACCGGAAGGCCAAGCGGCACGCGGCUUCGACGGUGGUCGAGGCAAAAACUCGGGUGUGGGAGGAGUUCGGUGAGGCCAUGGAACACAACUUUCGGUGGACCUCGAAGAGGUUCUGGCAAAUCGUCCGGCGCCUCAGAAAGGGGAAGCAGUGCCCGGUCCACAAUGUUUACAGUGGGGACGGGGGCCUGCUGACCUCGACUGAGGAUAUAGUCGGGCGGUGGAAGGAAUAGUUUGAGGCCCUUCUCAAUCCCACAGACAUACCUCCCAUAUAGGAAGCGUAGGCUGAGGACACGAACGCGGACAGUUCCAUCACUGUGGCUGAGGUAUCUGGGGUAGUCAAAACGCUCCCCAGUGGCAAAGCUCCGGGUUUGGACGAGUUUCGCCUAGAAUUCCUCAAGGCUCUGGAUGUUGAGGGACUGUCUUGGGUGACACGUCUCUUCAACAUUGCGUGGAAGUUGGGAACAGUACCUCUGGAUUGGCAGACUGGGGUGGUGGUCCCACUUUUCAAGAAGGGUGGCCGGAGGGUGUGUUCCAACUAUAGGGGGAUCACACUCCUCAGCCUCCCUGGGAAAGUCUAUUCCAGGGUGCUGGAGAGAAGGGUACGACCGUUAAUCGAACCUCGGCUACAGGAGGUGCAAUGUGGUUUUCGUCCUGGUCGCGGAACACUGGACCAGCUCUACACCCUUGCAAGGAUACUGGAGGGUACUAGGGACUUGGAAAAGGCAUUCGACCGUGUCCCUCGCAGUGUCCUGUGGGGGGUGCUCCGGGAGUAUGGGAUUAGUGGCACGCUACUACGUGCCAUUCGGUCCUUGUACAACCGGAGCAGGAGCCUGGUUGGCAUUACCAGCAGUAAGUCAAGCCUGUUUCCGGUGAACGUUGGCCUCCGCCAAGGCUGCCCUUUGCCACCGAUUCUGUUCAUAAUUUUCAUGGACAGAAUUUUGAGGCGCAGCCAAGGUGUCGAGGGAGUCCAGUUUGGGGGCCUUAGGAUUUCAUCUCUGCUAUUUGCAGACGAUGUGGUUCUGAUGGCCUCAUCGGGCUGUGACCUGCAGCGUUUACUGGGACGAUUUGCAUCUGAGUGUGAAGCUUCUUGGACGAGACUCAGCACCUCCAAAUCUGAGGCCAUGCUUCUCAGUCGGAAAAGGGUGGAUUGCUCCCUCCGGGUUGGGAAUGAGGUCCUGCCCCAGGUGGAGGAGUUCAAGUAUCUCGGGGUCUUGUUCACGAGUGAGGGAAGGUUGGUGCGUGAGGUCGAUAGGCGGAUCAGCGCAGUGUCUGCAGUAAUGCGGUCGCUGUACCGGACCGUCGUGGUGAAGAGGGAGCUGAGCCAGAAGGCAAAGCUCUCAAUUUACCCUUCGAUCUAUGUUCCCACCCUCACCUAUGAUCAUGAGCUUUGGGUCGUGACCGAAAGAACGAGAUCGCGGAUACAAGCGGCUGAAAUGAGUUUUCUUUGUAGGGUAGCGGGACUCACCCUAAGAGAUAGGUUGAGGAGCUCGGUUAUCCGGGAGGAGCUCAAAGUAGAGCCGCUGCUCCUUCACAUUGAGAGGAGCCAGCUGAGGUGGCUCGGGCAUCUAGUCCGGAUGCCUCCCGGACGCCUCCCUGGUGAGGUGUUUCGGGCAUGCCCAGCUGGGAGAAGGCCCCGGGGAAGACCUAGGACACGGGUAUUUACUGGUUUGAAAUAGGAAGGAAUUUUGUGUUGCCAUAAGAUCCUCUGGAGUUUUUCGGAGACCCCCUCUACAUAAGGGACUACCACUCCUCUCCUUUUUGCUUCUGUGGGCUUUUGGGUUUCUUUUCCUACUCUCUUCUUUUGACAUUUGUUAAAAGCCCACCGCGGGUACCCACAGGUUGAGAGCGCUCUCUGGACAUGUUGUGUCUCCUUUUUCCUUCCCUCAGCACUAGUUGGUAUUUGUUCCGCUCUAUGUUGGAGGGUCCUAAUAACCCCCAGUUUAUGUUGUAGUGGAUGGUUUGAUUCAAAAAGCAGGUAUUGGUCAGUGUGUGUGGCCUUUCUAAAGACCUCUGGAAGUAGCUGUCUGUGCUCUCCUAUAAUUACCUUGCAGUCUAAGAAGGCUAGUUGCUUCUCUUUAGCGUCCUCGCGAGUAAAUUUGAUAUUGGUGUCCACCGCAAUUUCUUGUUUUUUGAUUAUGACAAAGGUGUCAUCCACGUAUCUAAACCAGUGCCUUGGUUUUGUCCCUGAGAAGGAUGUGAGAGCCUGUUUCUCCAUCUCUUCCAUGUACAGAUUCGCCACUAUGGGUGAGACUGGUGAGCCCAUAGCACAACCAUGAAUUUGUCUGGAAAAUUUCCCUCUAAACUGAAAAUAUGUAGUGUUAAGGCAAGUUUCCAAUAAUUGGCAGAUGUGGUCAGCACUAAGUUUUGUUCUCCGAUGCAGAGUUGAGUCCUCGAGCAGUCUCUUCCUCACCACCGAGACUGCUGCUGAGGUGGGGACGGAUGUGAAAAGUGAAGUCACAUCAUAAGACACCAAAGUUUCCUCUGGCUCCAAUCUGAGGUCUUUGAUCCUCGCCACAAACCCUUUUGUGUUCUCUAUAUGAUGAUCAGUGUUGCCUACCAAUGGGGAUAAGACUGUUUUUACAUAUUUAGCUACAUUGUACGUGGUAGAGUCAAUGCUACAGACAAUGGGUCUGAGGGGAAACCCUUCCUUGUGAAUUUUUGGAAGGCCAUAGAUACAUGGUGUAGCCUCCCCAGGGUAUAACCUAUGAUACAUCUGUCUGUCAAUUAGUUCUUCCUUCUCUAACUUUUGGAGACAGUGUAUGAUUUCUUUCUUAUACCUACUGGAUGGGUCCCUUUUAAGUUGCUCAUAUGUGUUGGCAUCACUAAUUAGACUUGUUAUUUUUUCUUCAUAGUCCAAUGUGUUGAGAACCACUGUGCAUCUGCCCUUAUCAGCUGGUAAGAUGGUGAUGCUCUCAUCUUUCUGCAGAGCCGCUAAUGCUUUCCUCUCACCUACCGUGAUAUUGGACGGCGGUGGUUUAGCACUACUGAGAAGGGCCGAUAUUCUCAGACGAAGGGCCCCUGCCUCUGUUCUAGAAAGGUUGUUGUUCCUGAUGGCCGAAACGUUCGAACACCUUCUUCACAGAAGUACAGAUGACGUCUCAAGAAGCCUUUCCCUCGAUGGACAACUCCUGUACGACUGAGAGCCUACACCUAUAUUACACCUAUAUUACGUCUAUAUUACAUUAUUAUAUUACACCUAUAUUACACCUUUAUUUCACCUAUAUUACACCUAUAUUACAUUAUUAUAUUACACCUAUAUUUCACCUAUAUUACACCUAUAUUACACCUUUAUUUCACCUAUAUUACAUCUAUAUUCCACCUAUAUUUCACCUAUAUUACAUUAUAUUACACCUAUAUUUCACCUAUAUUACACCUAUAUUACAUCUAUAUUACACCUAUAUCACACCUAUAUUACAUUAUUAUAUUACACCUAUAUUUCACCUAUAUUAUAUCUAUAUUACAUCUAUAUUACAUCUAUAUUACAUUAUUAUAUUACACCUAUAUUUCACCUAUAUUACACCUAUACUACACCUAUAUUACACCUAUAUUUCACCUAUACUACACCUAUAUUUCACCUAUAUUACACCUAUACUACACCUAUAUUACACCUAUAUUACACCUAUAUUUCACCUAUAUUACACCUAUACUACACCUAUAUUACACCUAUACUACACCUAUAUUACACCUAUAUUUCACCUAUACUACACCUAUAUUUCACCUAUAUUACACCUAUAUUUCACCUAUAUUAGACCUAUCUUACACCUAUAUUACACCUAUAUUUCACCUAUAUUACACCUAUAUUUCACCUAUACUACACCCAUAUUACACCUAUAUUUCGCCUAUAUUUCACCUAUAUUACACCUAUAUUACAUUAUUAUAUUACACCUAUAUUUCACCUAUAUUACACCUUUAUUUCACCUAUAUUACAUCUAUAUUUCACCUAUAUUACAUUAUUAUAUUACACCUAUAUUUCACCUAUAUUUCACCUAUAUUACAUCUAUAUUACACCUAUAUUACACCUAUAUUACAUUAUUAUAUUACACCUAUAUUUCACCUAUAUUAUAUCUAUAUUAUAUCUAUAUUACAUCUAUAUUACACCUAUAUUACAUCUAUAUUACAUUAUUAUAUUACACCUAUAUUACACCUAUAUUUCACCUAUACUACACCUAUAUUUCACCUAUACUACACCUAUAUUUCACCUAUAUUACACCUAUAUUUCACCUAUAUUACACCUAUACUACACCUAUACUACACCUAUAUUACACCUAUAUUUCACCUAUACUACACCUAUACUACACCUAUAUUUCACCUAUACUACACCUAUAUUUCACCUAUAUUACACCUAUACUACACCCAUAUUACACCUAUAUUUCACCUAUAUUACACCUAUAUUACACCUAUAUUUCACCUAUAUUACACCUAUAUUUCACCUAUAUUACACCCAUAUUUCACCUAUACUACACCCAUAUUACACCUAUAUUUCACCUAUCUUACACCUAUAGUUCACCUAUAUUACACCUAUAUUUCACCUAUACUACACCUAUAUUACACCUAUAUUUCACCUAUCUUACACCUAUAUUACACCUAUAGUUCACCUAUAUUACACCUAUAUUUCACCUAUAUUACACCAAUAUUACACCUAUAUUACACCAAUAUUACACCAAUAUUACACCAAUAUUACACCUAUAUUACACCUAUAUUACACCUAUAUUACAAAGGUGAAAUGCAGUUGGGUUUUUUUAAGCUCCAUCCAGUAUAGCUUCUUAGCAUGUCUGCAUGUGCUGCGUUACAAAAUAUCAACGUGGCAAAGUUGCAUCCUUUCACUUUUCACUAUGUGGCCCUCACUGGAAAAAGUUUGGACACCCCUAUACUGCAUAUUCUACACAUACAGGAUGUACAUUAUAUUAGAACUGUUAUACACAAACUAGGAGAUUUAUCAGGGGUGUGCAAAGUGAGGCCCGGGGGUUAUUUUUUUUACCGGCCCGUGGCACAAAUACAAAAAACAUCAUUCAAUGGGAAAACCAGAAGACAAAAAUGGAAAAAUCAUAAAAAGUCAUCUUACAAGAAUAAAGUCAAAAGUUGUAAUCUGAAAAGAAAAAGGCGUCGUUUUAGGAGAAUAACGUUGUCAUAUUAUGAGGAAAUAAGGGCUUUUUUUGUUUUUAAAAAAAAUAAUAUUAUGGGAGUAGAGUCCAAAUAUCAUGAAAAUAAAUUGAAUAAAGUCGUAAUAUUGCAAUAAAAUGUACAAGAAAGUUGAAAUAUUUGUAAAAAUCUGUAGUAAUUUGACAAUAAAGUCAAAAUAUUAAGAGACAAAAGUUGUCUUGUAAUUUGACAAGAAUGAGCUUGUCAUCUUGAGGAAUGCAAUGUCACUUUAGUAGCAUAAAGUAGAAACAAGGUUGGGGAAGUUGUAAUAGUAAUAAUAUGUCAAGUGUGUAGACCGUACUGUAGAUAUAGAGUAUGUAGAAUAUAGAGUAUGUACACUAUAGUGUUUGAUAAUGUGAUGUGGAAAAAGUGUUGUCUUAUCAGCAACAGGAAGUAGUGACCCGAGGUUAACCACGUAGAUAAACAUCUCCUCCGCUCAUUAACUAGCCACACGCACGCACAUGCACACACCAGCAGCAGAACCUGUGAAGAAAACAACUUUUUAAUGGCCCGGACCCUUCACAAUAAAAGCACAGGCAUUUCCCGUUUGUGUUCACUCAGAACUCCACGUCCCAGCCCGACUCCUCGUCAGGGGGCUCGUCUGCGUCCAUGGGAAAGUCGUCAAAGUUGCUGCUGUCCAGUGGGCCGUCCACCUGGCGGGAAGGACACGGGUCACCACGCCGGCCGCCACGACACCUCCCGCUCCUCAC
This is a messenger RNA of Dunckerocampus dactyliophorus (ringed pipefish), 14399 nucleotides long. RefSeq lists its product as uncharacterized. The coding region runs from base 11641 to 13140 and encodes 499 amino acids. The record is from RefSeq and is a predicted model, not a curated record. The transcript is spliced from 2 exons. NCBI's taxonomy places the organism in Eukaryota, Metazoa, Chordata, Actinopteri, Syngnathiformes, Syngnathidae.